Molecule: messenger RNA, 1065 nt
Organism: Mesorhabditis spiculigera
Lineage: Eukaryota; Metazoa; Nematoda; Chromadorea; Rhabditida; Rhabditidae
Source: the annotation of a GenBank genome assembly
AUGGGUGGAUGUGGAAGCAAAGAAGGCAAAGAACAAGCAGAUCGGAAUCGCCAAAUCGAAAAGCAGCUAAAUGCCGACCGUCGUGCAAAAGCCAAUAUGAUAAAACUUCUCCUAUUAGGUGCCGGCGAAUGUGGAAAAUCCACCGUACUCAAGCAGAUGCAAAUUCUACACAGCAACGGCUUCACAGAGGACGAAAUUAAUGAGAAAAAGUCGAUCAUCUAUGGGAAUACUGUCGCGUCGAUGUGUACAAUUCUGAAGGCUAUGGAUGCGCUUUUGAAGUUGCAUGUUAAGCCGGAAUUGGAGGCAGACCGGUUGAUGGUUUUGAAGAUUCAAGAGAUGGGGCAAGAAGCUGAUCCAAUAACUCCAGAGCUCUCGGAAGCACUACAGCGAUUAUGGGCCGAUCAAGCAGUUCAGCAGGGAUAUGAUCAGCGAGCCGAAUAUCAGCUGGUUGAAUCAUCGAAAUAUUUUCUCGAUAAUAUAGAACGGAUAGCCGAGCCGGGCUAUCGACCUACAGAGCAGGAUAUUCUCUUCUCCCGGGCGGCCACCACCGGAGUGGUUGAAGUCAAAUUUAAGAUCAAGGAUUUGGAUUUUAGAGUUUUCGAUGUUGGAGGUCAACGUUCCGAACGCCGAAAAUGGAUUCACUGCUUUGACAACGUCGAGGCCAUCAUUUUUAUCACAGCUAUAUCAGAAUACGAUCAAGUUUUAUUUGAAGAUGAUCAAACGAACCGUAUGAUUGAAUCAAUGCAACUAUUCAAUUCGGUGUGCAACUCCACCUGGUUCAUGAACACCUCGAUGAUCUUGUUCAUGAACAAGAAGGAUUUAUUUGCGCAAAAAAUCAAGCGCGUCAACAUCACCACAGCCUUUCCGGACUAUGAUGGUGGUCAAAACUACGAAGAAGCCAUCCACUACAUCAAGCUGCGCUUUGGGGAGCUGAAUCAGAAUCCAGAAAAGAAAAAUGUGUAUAUGCACGAGACGUGCGCUACGGAUACCAAUCAGGUGCAACUCGUCAUCUCCAGCGUCAUUGACACGAUUAUACAAAAAAAUUUGCAGAAAGCUGGCAUGAUG